AUGGGAGAGACCCAGAGAGUGAUUGGCAAAAAACUAAACACCGUUAGAGCCAGAGCGAAAAACUGCCAGUGCCAAGUGGGCAUGAUCGAGUUUAGAGAGAAUAAACCUUACAUACCCAGCGGCUCAAAGGAUCCCGGCCAAAGGGAGAACGCCGAGGGAGGGGCAAGUGAUGACGAAUGGGAGAUUACCGGAGACCAAGGAGAGGAGCCGGAGGAAAACCCCCUUGUAGCAUGUUCCACUGCCAUCCCCGGAUGGUGCGACCAGAGGUUAAGAUUAGAGAUGUCUGGUGCAUCAGGCAGCGUGUCUGGUUCGAGUGGAUCGACUAGUAGCCGUCCAAAAAGAAUUGUGGGUGUUCCUAAGAAAUUUUGGUGUGGUGAACAGAUUGUGGCUUUGAUUUCAAAAUCCGACAACAAUCCGUAUCGGCGAUACUUCAGGUGUGCGUAUGCUGCAUCAAAGAAGAUUGUGAAUGAUAAUCACAACUUCAAAUGGGUUGAUGAGGCUCUGUUAGAUGAGAUUGAGAGACUGCAAAUCAAGAAUUCAAGCCUUGAGCAAGAGAUAAAGGAAUCGGCAACUGAGAAAUUGGGUUUGGAGAAGAUGAUUUUUGAAAAAGUUCAAAGGAAGCUUGAGAAGGAAAUAUUUGACAGGGUUGAAGAUGUGUUGGCUGAAGCCAAGUGUGGUAUGAGGAAAAUGAUAAUGCUAGUCGUAGUUGGAUGUCUGCUCAUGUUAGGGAUAAUCAGAUUAGUUGGAUGA
Molecule: messenger RNA, 750 nt
Organism: Eutrema salsugineum
Lineage: Eukaryota; Viridiplantae; Streptophyta; Magnoliopsida; Brassicales; Brassicaceae
Exons: 3
Coding region: 1-750 (249 amino acids)
Molecular function (GO): zinc ion binding
Source: RefSeq, a predicted model, not a curated record